Molecule: messenger RNA, 2045 nt
Organism: Hordeum vulgare subsp. vulgare (domesticated barley)
Lineage: Eukaryota; Viridiplantae; Streptophyta; Magnoliopsida; Poales; Poaceae
Exons: 5
Coding region: 467-1846 (459 amino acids)
Source: RefSeq, a predicted model, not a curated record
CUUGCUUCGUCUUCCAACCUCUCAUAAUCUGCACGCGGCUGUCCAGACUCCUUCAGAAGAAAACCAUCUGUACAAGCGUACGAGCCGACCAUCGGGGCUGAGAUCAAGGCAUAGUCUAAGGGUGGAGUUUCUCAAUCCACCACCUCUAUGUAAGCAUAUCCAUGAAGCGCGCGAGAGCAUCAUCGUUUUGAUAUAUAGUUGUGGCACAAUAAAAGAAAAUCCAGACCAGAGGUAGUCCAUAUGAUGAUGGUCAUUGGAAAACAUCUGGACGGGUCUCAAGCAAGAGAUUAAAAAUUUCAGGACGUUCAUAUGAGGUCGUCGGAUAUUCAUAGAAGGCUCUCAAUGAAAUUGCUCUUGGUAUAUUCAGUGCUAAAUUACAUCGACUACGUAGUUGCACAAAGUUGGCCCAUCCAUUGACAAGUGGGCUGGGAAAACCUUUUCACACAAAGUCGAUAAUAAUCAAUCAAUGUUGCACCACCGGCCAGCCAAGUCAUACCCUCGAGUGCAACCAGGGUUCAUCGAAAAAAACAAGCUAGGUAGAGCGGGUCGCAUAGCGUUUGCUCAAUCCUACAACGCAAAAGAACUGGACCGGGAGGUCGCAACGACCACCAAUAUGUUAUCAACCAUAGAAAAGCUUGGGUUAUCGGAUGGAAUAUGCCUCAUUGCAGUGACGUGCACACUGGCCAGCUGUCUCGUCAAUUUCCAAGUGUCUCAAUUAAGCGAUGAUGGUUUUACCAACAAAGAAUAUAGUGAGUUGGUGACUGGCACAAUGGAGGUUGCCAUCUGUGGCCCAUACAUAGUUGUGAAAUCCCACGAGUUCAUGCCCAAGUCGACGCCUGCUAUGGUAGCGCCAUUGAAGCCAUGGAUCACAUGCCAUCCUAAUGUCCGGAUUUUCAGAGACACGGCCAUUCUUGUCCUCAUAGCUUACGUGAUAUUAGUGGACAUCAGCUUGAGCUUCGUCUGGCUCGCCAUCUUUCCUGCCAUAGCCCUUGUUUUCAUACUAGCAAUGUACCUCAAGUUCAAUAGACGUACUGGGGGCACCAGUCGUAAAGUUAAUCAUGGAUCUUCUCACGUCGCUGAGACCAAAAUUAAAACUAUGGAGGUUGGUAUGAUAGUGAUGAUCACGCUUGGGGCGCUAUUGGGUAUGGACCAGCUUCCCGACCAUGCAGCUGCCCAGUUCGCCAUUUCACAGUUCCUCCUGUUCCUAAGCUGCACUGUGGCGGCACUGACGCGCAUGAUGAUGAAGUUGCCCACCGGCGCCUCACCGGGCAUAGCACUGGCGUCCGAGAUGCUCCACAAGACCCUGCUUCUCCUCCUGCUGGCGACGGCACACACGGCGGCCGCAGAGUGGCUGGGAGAGGAUGUUGUUCUGCUAUGCUUGCCGGAGGUAAUCCCUGUGCUUCUCUGGUUCAGCCUCCACCUCGACCGUAAACCAGGAAGUAGCUCCAUCAUCAGCUUCAACAAGGUUAAGCCUCACAAAAAUUGGCUCAUCUUCCUCGGUGCAAUGGUGGUGGCUCCUCCUUUUGCUUACCUGGCGAAAUUCAUGGAUGAAGUUGGGCUAUUCGGCUGGUGUACGACAUUCCAGGUGUCAUGUGGCGUCUCAGGGAUUCUGACCUACUACCUUGCGUUCAUGCUAAGUCACUGGUCGAAGCAACAAGUAGCAGCUGCUGGGAACGAUGGUGGGGCUUCCGGUAUGCUUAAAUUAUGGGCAUACGCUUUACUCCUAGCGGCGGCUUCGUCCCUGCUGCUCAAGUGUCUGGUUUCUGCCCGGCUUGGUUUGCAACUACCACUGCAUGCAACCGUUAUAUACGUUAGUAAUUUUUUGGGUUUUCACCACUCAAAUUAAUAUAAUGAUCAUGUUGUGUAGUAUAUGCAAUGUUGUGUUUGCGUAGUUGGAAAGAGGAAGAGAAAGAUAGAAAGAGAGAGUUAGCUACCUGGAUUGCUAAGCUAGUUAUGUAUGCAUCUGUGUGAUAUCUGAACGCUGUAUAUACAAUAAUCGACAGUUUGUAACUUAUACCAAGAAGAAAACACAUUAUUCUCGCUUC